AUGGGGGCCCGGCUCCGUUUCGAGGGGCUCGCAGAGACUCUGCACAAGCUGUGGUUUUGUGGCUGCACAAUUGCGGGGCUGUCCUUGCUGUCCUCCAGUGUGAUGCGGCUGGUCAGCGAGCAGAACCCAGAGGACUGGAUGGACCUGUUGCUGCCGCGCCGCUCGCUGUACAUCCUCAGAGGCCCGGCUCGCUACGAGUUCACCCACGAGAUCCUCAAAGACGAGGAGUCCUUUUUUGACGGGCAGAAGAUCCCCCGAGAGAGGAGGAUUUCCGUCAUCUGCAGGAACCUGCCUGUGCUGCCAGCUCCUACGUAGGCCAGGCUAGAGACGCUAGUGGAGCCGUGGGAUUGGAAACAGCCUUCCUCCCCUCUCCGGGCUGGAGCAGAGCGGAAUGUGUUCAUUUGAUCUGGUUGACGCUUUCGCUCCAGCAUGCUCAAAGGGACCUGUCUGUGGAGGUUUGUAGCCAAGACUAAACCAGGGGACUUCUCCCCUCAACACGCAGCCGUGGAGGAGUCUGCGGAUGUGUGUACCCUCGACAACCACCCAGGUGCCUACUGUGUCAUCAGCAGUGCAAUUAAUGAAUGAUUUAAUGCACUGUAUUGACUACCCACAGGGCAAGGGAAGCUGCAUAGUCCAUGUUAAACCCAACAAGUAAAAUCUAAAAUAGAAAUAUCUCCCCUGUGAUCUUCGUUACGGGGCCUGGGGUGACUUUAACAACAGCAGGUAAAUAGAAUUCCGAUAGAAGUGUGCUGUUUUUGUUUGUUUUUAAAGGGAACCGCUGGUGAAUUUUGGCGAAUUUCCCUCAUUAAAAAUAAUUUUUGAACACGUA
Messenger RNA from Terrapene triunguis (Three-toed box turtle), 829 nucleotides. It is a transcript of the gene ALKBH7, whose product is annotated as alkB homolog 7. Gene Ontology annotation, biological process: fatty acid metabolic process; DNA damage response. Gene Ontology annotation, cellular component: mitochondrial matrix. The record is from RefSeq and is a predicted model, not a curated record. The transcript has 3 exons. The coding region runs from base 1 to 315 and encodes 104 amino acids. Lineage: Eukaryota; Metazoa; Chordata; Testudines; Emydidae.